Messenger RNA from Chiloscyllium plagiosum (whitespotted bambooshark), 1818 nucleotides. RefSeq names its product heme-binding protein soul3 (gene soul3). The record is from RefSeq and is a predicted model, not a curated record. Gene Ontology annotation, molecular function: heme binding. Lineage: Eukaryota; Metazoa; Chordata; Chondrichthyes; Orectolobiformes; Hemiscylliidae.
UCCCCGCCCACCGCACCACAUGAACGGGCAAGGAGGACCAAAUUGAUUUAAUUUGUGAAGCACUGAUCUUUGUCGUCCUUUACACUGUUUUGCUGUCUGUCCGGAUGCUCUCGCGAACCUGCUUUCAUCUCGCAUAUUUGGCUCCCUCCCACCCUAACGACACUGAUUUUAAUCCCUCCUGUUCUUUGAAGCGAUUCGCCUCUGCAAGCUCGGCCUCAUGACAAAAACAGCUGGGAGUGCGCACCACUUCGGGGGUAAAUGAGUCCACAACAAAAAUCCUCACUUGGAUCACAACCCGCGCGUGUACGUGUCAAUUAGGGUACAGGAUUGCACAGAUGGAGCGUCAGGGAUGCAGGUUUGGAAGUAGUGAUGGGGCGGGACGGUUUCUGCUCAGUUUGGAAGAUCUAAACUCAGUGACGGAAGACGAGAACUUGGACUUGGCAAGUAGUGACAACGGCAAUGAUGAAAACAACGAACAUGAAAUCGAGCAAGAAGAGGACAAUCUCCUCGGGUACUGGCAAAACAUCGGCCGUGGGCAUCAGGUGGUUGUGCCAAGAGACAUGGCUGAACCAAUUCAACAGAUGUCAAGAAAUAACCGAUCUCAUGACAGGGAACUGGUUCCAUUUAAGACUACAGGUCAUAAAAGGAAGGCUGAAGAACUACUUUAUGAAAAGCGUCAAUAUGAGAAAGCAAAAUGGGCUUGUGUAAAACAGAAUGAAUCAAGCUAUGAGCAGAGUACAUGCCUCGGAUUUAUGAAAUUAAUGAAAUACAUCUGCCAACAAAACUCAGCAGGUCUCUUCCUAGGAAUGACACUGCCUGUCGUUACCAUUGUGCACACCAACCAGACCAGAACAGAGCUCCAGCCUGAAGUAACCAUAGCUUACUACCUGCCAGCACAAUUUCAAAAUCAGACACCUCAACCUUUUGAUGCUGAAAUUGCAAUAGAGGAGUGGCCUGCUCACACUAUAUACACUAGUCUGGCAUAGUGAGAUCUGAACUCCAAGUCUGCUUUGCUGUUCCAGUUGCAUAACUAUGAAAUUACUGUGCCCCAACAUUGCCAUUUUUAAGCUGGCAAUGGGAUGUUUAUGGAUACAGCCCAGAAACAAAGCUUCAAGUAUCAAAGUCAAAUGAGGAAACAUCAAACAAGCUCCGCAUCUUUCCACCUUCCAGAGGAAGAAAGUAGGUUGGGACAGAGGAACACAAAAGCCUGAGAAAUUAACUAAGCUGGAGCAGUAACUCAGAAGGACACUUCUCUUCCCUCACCUACUCAGUCUAAUCCCCAAUAACUGACUCUUGAUUUUGGUUUUAAUGGUGUUUGGGGAAGUGCAGGUUCAAUUUCUAACUCAGCAAGGAGGAUGGGCGAGUGGAAAGGUGACAUUUCUCCAACCAGGGCAACAAUCAUGUUAUCAGCUAAUAUUUUAGGGUGGUCAGAGUAACAAGUACAAUUGAAAGAUUGUUUGGCUUACCUGAUAUUGAGGGGUUGGAAAAGGACAAAUUACAUUAACAGCACCUACAGUUAUAACUGGUGCCAAAUAGAUAACACACUUAAGAUAGGGUUUCGCAGACUAUCACCUAGCAUUACCCUAUUUUUCUUAAACCACCUGUUAUUACACACCGCUGUAGCACGUGGGACUUGAACUCAGGUCGCUCGGUCCAGGAGUGGGAACACUACCACUGCACCACAAGAGAGCCCUGAUCUUAUUUCACUGCUUGGUUGGGGUAGAGAUAACACCAUUAGGCUAUGACUGGAGUGUUAAUCCAGAGGCAUAUAUAAUGUUCUGGGGAUGGGUCGGAAUCCUGCCACAGGAGAUGGCAGAA